Molecule: messenger RNA, 1788 nt
Organism: Sparassis crispa
Lineage: Eukaryota; Fungi; Basidiomycota; Agaricomycetes; Polyporales; Sparassidaceae
Exons: 4
Coding region: 1-1788 (595 amino acids)
Source: RefSeq, a predicted model, not a curated record
AUGGACGUAUCUCGUGCCAAGUACCGAUCGAAGAUUGACUUGUCCGAUGCAUAUGAACAAAUACGUCCAGCGGCGGAGGACGUCUGGAAAACAGUGUUCUCCACCCCAUACGACUCAGACAAGAUGAGCCAUAUUUGCGAAUGGCGAAUACCUCGAUCUUACAAAGAAGUACAACAAUUCCUAGGGCUCGUGAACUACUUGGGACACUUCAUGCCCGAUGUAAUGGUGUUCACUUCGCCGUUGUCGGACAUGGCUCACAACGACCGAGCAUUCGUAUGGCGCCCAAUGCACACCAAAUGCUUCGAAAUGAUCAAAGCUUUGGCGUGUAAGGCACCCAUCCUGAAGCCAAUCGAUUCACGUCUACCAGAACCCAUCUGGGUGAUAUCUGAUGCGUCGUUAUACGGCAUUGGAGCGAUGUACAGACAGGGACCAGACUGGCGAACAUGUCGCCCGACUGGUUUCCUGUCGAAGAAAUUCACGAGUGCGCAACGUGCUUAUAAAACAUAUGAACACGAGGCACUCACGAUACUGGAAGCUCUUCUCAAGUGGGAGGACAAAUUACUCUGCCGACCGAUAAUGAUCGCGACCGACCAUCAGGCAUUGAAGUACUUCGAAGGCGUAACCAAUCCAAUGAAUCGACAGAUUCGUUGGAAUGAGUACAUGUCUCGAUUUCAAUACAAAAUCCAGGAUGUAGAAGGCGCGACCAAUAAGGUCGCAGACUGUCUAUCGAGGUACUACGAGAACGACAAUGCGGAUGAAUUCGCACCCAUCCAGGACUAUGUGAACGCAGAUGUUCAUCUAGACCCUGAGUGGGAUGACCUACCCUCCAACUGCAUUGCUGAGCUGCGUGCCGGAACUAUUCAGCGCUCAGCACAGCUGCCCAAGGAUGUGCAGGAGUCAAGGGAUCAGGAGGCCAGUGAGAUGGCCUCCCACCUGCCUCUAGUGACACCAGCUCUAGGUGCAAAGGACGAGGACCCAACGAUAGCUGAAUCACGUACCAACGGACCUCCACUGAAGGCCCAUUUGGAACAGGAUACCCCAUUCCUGGCCGCAGUCCAAAAGGGCUAUGGCGAGGACCCGCUAUUCACUAGUAGGCAGCCCCAAUAUAUACAAUAUCCCCACGAAGAGCCAGCUUUAUUGUGCACGCAGUGGAUAACCAACCCCACCAGCUCAUCAAUGUUCGAUAAGUGGGUGGCGUGGUACGCACAGAACCCAAGUCAGGUUCACUGGGCCAUCAGACACUUGAAAAAUAAUCACUCGGAGGCCCCCUUACACCAGGACCUGGAGGUGAUGUGGCUUGCACGCCACAUGGCCCCCAUCAUCCCACCUGGUAUACCCGCAACGGCCCGCAAUGUGUUCAUCGAGCACACUGCAGAGCUUUUCUCCAUCCCCGGACUGUAUGUGUGGAUCGUACAGGUUGGGCAUUACCCCGUGGCCAACAACAACAAGCCAGCCCCGUUUCCCCGCUCGUUCACACAAAAUUUGUCCGUCUACAAUGUCGCACAAUGGUACGCUGCCCGCGGAUUCCAUCCCAUGCGGAUUGGAUUCCUCGAGAAGUUCCACCGUCGACAUCGCAACUACAUCCUCGGACAGGUUCUCGAAGAUGUGACCCCAUUCGAGGGACACUUCCCGGCGGACCUUCGUGAUGGACGUGCUCGACCGCUGCCAGACCCCAAACCACCCACACCCAGUGCUGGCAACGCUCCUGCUGGCAGCAGUGAGCUGGGUCCCAACCCUGGAGCGACCCCCGAGGCCGGUGACCCUGACCAUGACAUGGGUGGCCACUAG